Messenger RNA from Andrographis paniculata, 2063 nucleotides. Its product is annotated as putative leucine-rich repeat receptor-like serine/threonine-protein kinase At2g14440. The transcript is spliced from 9 exons. The record is from RefSeq and is a predicted model, not a curated record. Gene Ontology annotation, molecular function: protein binding. Lineage: Eukaryota; Viridiplantae; Streptophyta; Magnoliopsida; Lamiales; Acanthaceae. Bases 264 to 1802 code for a protein of 512 amino acids.
AACGGCGUGGGGACACUCGGGACCUCAACUCCUGGGCGCUUAAAUCCAAAACCCUGAAAUCUUCUCCGCGACCUCGUCGUGACAUCCAUGGCUGCCUUUCCCGCGUCAACAAUUCUUUUAUUCUUUUCUCUUCACCAACUUCAUCUCUUUCGUGCUGAAUUCAUCAACCGCAGCGCCACCUGACCCAUUCAAUCCCCAAAUCAGCUCCAUUUUCUCUCUCUCUCUUUCUUUCAUGUCUGACUCCUUCGGCAGGUUCCGUCGCGAUGCUCAUCCCUCUCGUCUUCGCGCUCCUUCUCUGGCUCCCGAUUUCGACUUCACAAUCGCUCAGAGGUGUGUUUCUUGAUUGCGGGGCGAGCAUUUCUUCGACACUCUCCGCCGUUGAAUGGGUUCCGGACAGUGGUUACAUCUCCGCCGGCGAAUCCAAGGUUGUCCCAAUAUACGGCCUACUGCCAACACUCACCACUGUGCGAACAUUUCCUCUGCAGGGGAAUGUUUUCAAGAAGUUUUGCUACGAAGUUCCGGUGGACCGGACAAAAAAAUACAUGGUGAGGACAGCCUACUACUAUGGAGGAGUCAAUGGGAAUGAUCUUCCCCCGGUUUUUGAUCUUAUGGUCGAUGGAACAUUCUGGACUGCUGUCAAUACCACAGAGGAUUAUGCUGCUGGAAAUUUGAGUUAUUACGAGGGAAUAUUUCUACCAGCUGGGAAGAAUUUGAGCGUUUGUUUGGCUGCAAAUACAUAUACGGAUUCUGAUCCUUUCAUAUCUGCGCUGGAGGUUGUGCCAUUGUUGGAUCAGCUGUACAAUUCGACUGAUUUUAAAGUUAAUGCGAUGACUUUGAUGGCGAGGAAUGGUUUUGGUCACGAUGGACCGGUGAUUGGAUAUCCCGAUGACCAAUUCAAUCGCUACUGGGAACCAUAUGGACGAGAUGCAUUUCCUCAAUCGACUUCUCAAAAUCUUGGUCUUUCCGGAAUCUGGAAUCUGCCCCCUCCAAAACUGUUUCAGACACGGCUGGCAAGAAACCUGCCCGAACCCCUGACAUUACUUUGGCCGAUGAAGUCUAUACCAAGCGACAAACAUUAUUACAUUGCGCUCUACUUUGCGGAUGACCAAACUUCGUCUUCUUCCAGGAGCGCGAGAAUCUUAGACAUAACCAUAAACGGCAUUGCAUAUUACAAUAACCUGAGCUUAACUCCAGCUGGAGUCGUCGUUUUUGCAAACGAUUGGCCUCUUUCCGGAGAUACUAAUUUGACCCUGAGCCCGUCUCCUGGAUCAACUGCUGGCCCUCUUAUCAAUGCUGGAGAGGUUUUUCGAUUGAUUCCUGCUGGAGGGAAAACGCUCGCGCGUGAUGUGAUUGCUAUGAUAAAUUUAAGGAAAAGCUUUCUGAACCCUCCGGCUGAUUGGAAUGGCGAUCCGUGCUUACCUAAUCAAUAUCCGUGGACUGGAGUUUCGUGUUCUGAAGGACCUCGGAUUCGAAUUGUUUCCCUGAACCUAACCGGCAUGGCUAUUUCAGGAUCGAUCUCGCCUAGUAUUUCCCGGAUGACAGCACUGAACACAAUCUUGCUUGGAAGCAAUAGCUUAUCGGGUGCUAUUCCGGACAUGAGUUCAUUGAAGGGAUUGCAGAUCUUGCAUUUGGAAGACAAUCAGUUAACCGGAAUGAUUCCUCCUUCGCUAGGAAACUUGCAAAAUUUGCGAGAACUUUUCUUGCAAAACAACAACCUAACGGGGCAAGUCCCGAGCAACCUCAAAAGCAAACCGGGAUUGAUAAUAAGGUAUAGUCCCGGGAACCCGUUGUUGAUUCCAUAGAGUAUUCCUUUGUUCCCCUUCGUCAUUCUUUGCUUGGCGUCGAAAAUUGCCCGAAAUUUUCCAUGUCUAUAGUCCAUCGAAGAUUUGUUUGUGGUGUGAGUCGCUUUUGUAUCUAUUCGAUGUUCUUUUGUUUCGAAGGUUUGUCGCGAAAAAAAAUAAUUUUAAGUAAGUUUUUCUUUCUUUUUUUCCUAGAAAUUAUGUAUCGAAUGUUUCUUCGUGUAACUUUUCACUUGGUUCAAUUUGUAAAUAUUUGUAGCUUCU